AUGGUGAGAACCAGGAAUCAGAGGAUGGGGAAGAUACCUCAAAGAGGAGUCACUGGUAGCUCUUCACAGUACACUAGCACCGGAGAAUCCUCGAACCCACUGUGCGUCGAAGAAGAAAGCCCUCCUACCGUAGUAAUAGAUCCAGUUCCAAUUUCCAAAGUCCCCUUCGGCGAGCCUCAAGAACAGAGCAACGUCCCACCAGGUAAUCCGAAUCUUCCUCUAGUUAGCCAUGAUGAACAACCCAAUUGUAUGCCCAUUUCGGCUGAUCUUGGGGACAAUAGAAUCGUUGACCCGAACGAUCUAGUGGUACAAUUAAGGUUUGCCAUAAAUCGCGGCUGGGAACCCGAUUUAUCUUCCUAUGUUAGCUUCGAAGAAGAGAUGAAUCUAAGGGAGCCAGAAGUUGAGGAACACGACGAACCUCAAAAUCAAGAGGCAAAUCGUCCUCCCAGCCCUCAAAACGAAGAACAUAUCAUAGCUAUUGAAACCAUUCCAAUCUCUCGGGUCAACAAGAACCCUAGAAAAAGGAAGAAAAGCGACCAGGAAAAGGGGAAACAGAAAGUGGUUAAUAAUGCUGACAUGUCAAACCUACCAAAACCCCACAGUACAACCUUUUUAAGAAAGAAAUCUGUCAACUUAUGGAAAAGAAUAGUGGAGAAAAAGAUCAUCAGCCAAAAGUUGCUUAUCAUAGACAGACUAGACAAUUCAGAACAGAUUCAGGAAGUUCUAAUCACAAACCAACUCUUGGGAACAGUCACCAAUAUUGAGCCCUAUGAUGAACAAGUGAUCCAGGUGUUCUAUUGCAACCUGACAAAAACCACCUAUAUACCUAGCAGUCCUAUGUAUGGGAAGGUAUACUUGAGAGGCAACUUCUAUGAUUUCAGACCGGACACUAUCAACAGCUAUCUAGGGACACCUGAGACUGAACAAAACAUGGAAAUAAACAGUGAACAAGUUGCACAGGAACUUACAGCUGGAAAUGUCAGUUUUGAAAAGAACAAGAUCAAAGCAGCCUCCUUAACAAGCAAAUAUGCCAUCUUCCAGAAAAUAGCCCUUGCAAACUGGAUGCCCUCAUUACAUGAAUCCACUGUAAAAUGGACCUUUGCAGAACUACUAUACAGGAUAGGGAAAGGAGUUAAAAUCAAUAUGGGUACCAUCAUCCAUUCACAAAUCACAAACCUAACAGAAGACACCAAAUCCAACACUUCUCUGAUUUUUCCAAACCUCAUAUUUGCCAUCCUGACAAAGCAAGGCCUCAAAACCCAUGGACCAAAGAUCAGUGUCAAGAACAUCAACACUACAUUAAAACUGAGAAAGGGGAACCACCAAAAUGAUCUGAAGAACUCAGCUCCAAAGAACAAUCCACUUGAUCCCAAGACACUUUUAAACUACUUUGAAGGAAGAUUGUCAGAAUUGGAAAUCUCAGAAAAACAACUCCUAAGGAAACACAUGGACAUCAAGGAAGAAAAAGCAGAAAUAAUUGAAUGGCUAGCAAUCCUAAAAACAGAAAAUGAAGAAGUUCAUGAUCAGGAAGGAAAUCAAGGAUCUGAAGAAGAAAGCCAGGAGAAUGUUGAAACCCCUGUUUCAACACCAGAAACAGAAGACAGAUCAUAA
Molecule: messenger RNA, 1611 nt
Organism: Ipomoea nil (Japanese morning glory)
Lineage: Eukaryota; Viridiplantae; Streptophyta; Magnoliopsida; Solanales; Convolvulaceae
Exons: 2
Coding region: 1-1611 (536 amino acids)
Source: RefSeq, a predicted model, not a curated record